CUCGUUGCCUGGAGACGACAGGGAGAUAAACCAGUACGCGCCGGCUGUGGGACCAUUAGAGAAACUGCUGCAGGAUGUCUUCAGUCCCUGUGAAGCCCGGCCUCCGCCUCAGUGUGUCCGAGUGGCUCAGCAGCAACCAGCAGCUGUCGGCCGCCGCCGGACACGAGAGACACGUCUCCAAUGGGAUCCGGCAGGAGGGGAGGUCCCUACGCAACGAGACCAGCUGCACGACCAGCUGGGACGAGAGCGACACCUCCCGCAGGCUGAGUGACCGGCUGUGGGACGUGGCUCGAUGGAAGGACGCCUUGGAAGCAUGUGCACGGAAAGUGGAUGAGGAGAUGGAGGCUCUGACCCUGAGUAAAGAGCAGACUGAGCAGGCCCUGGCUGCGACCGCCGUCCCCCUGGAGGUCAGCACCGAGUGCGUGACGCUGAGGGAGGGGCGCCGCGGCUCCGAGCUGGUCGUCGACCCGGUGGACGAGCAGCUGAAGAAGGAGGUGCAGCUGAUUGGUCGAGUGCAGCAGGUUCUGCAGCAGCACGUCGACAAGGCCUUCGAACAACUGUGUGUUUUGCAGGAGGUUCGACAUCAGCUGACCUCCGACCUCCAGAACAAGAUGGACGCCCUGGACAUUGACAUGUCCUGUCUGUCACUGACCAUAAAGUCCCCUGAGAUCUCCCUGAAGACCAACCCCACUCGCAUUCCAUCAGGCUCCUCCACCCCUCAGGAGUGGGGCCAGUUCAGCCAGUAUAACGUCCUUCAGGCUCAGGAGGCCAUGCUGGUGUCCCAGCACAUGAGGGAGGACACCAGUCUCACCAGAGCUCAGCUGCAGAACGAGUUAGAGGUUCAGUGGCGGGCGACCGAGUUCGUUCUUCGCAAACGCAAUCACGAUGAGGAGCAGGCCCGAGAUCAGCUGCAGUGGCAAAUUAGAACUACUGAAGAUGAAAUGAUAGAGAUGGAAGACGACAUCAAGGGACUGGACUUGGAUCUGCAGGCAAAGACGACCAAUCUGAAACUGGCCCACACCAGACUGGAGAACAGGACCAGCCGAACUGGGAUGGACCUGUGCAGAGACGAGGUUCAACACGGUCUAGUUAAUGAAGUCCAUCAGCUGAAGGCCACGAUCACAGCUCUGAGUCACAAGCUGUCAGAGGCGCAAAGGUCUCUGCAGAAGAUGAAGCUGCAUCACGCCCGCAUGCUGGAGGAUCUCUCCAGGAAACAGGAAGCUCUGUCUCUGGAGCAGCGAAGCAUGAACACCCGCUCACACCUGAGGUCGGCCUCCUGCUCCGGUAGAUCCCCGGUGCUGCUGGUGCCGCUCACCAACUCCAGUGGGAGGAGCAACCUGCAGCUGCUGGCUCAGUGAGACGAGGGCGUCCAUGCUUCUGGAGGGAAGGGAAUCAACUUGUGUAGCUUUGACUUUUACUAAACAACAGCAUAUUAAAGAUAAACAGUCUUUUUAAAUUUUGAAUAUAUAACCAAACAACAACAGAAGAUCUUGUUUGGUGACGUUGAGCAGCAGCAGAGAAUCGUGCCAGUGAACAUCGACCAGACGCGACUCAGACACCGAACAUAUUCACGGAUAAGGGAAUGUUGUAAAGUUGGCAAUAAAUAAUCUCGAUCCAUUACCAGUGAACCAAAACAAACAGUGGCUGAAAAAAACUGGCGUCUGAACAAUUGUGUGUUUUUCCUUCUUCAUGCUUAACUCCCCCUGGAGGUUGAGACAUUGAAUAGAACUGAGGAUUUCCCCUACUAAAUUAUAUUUAUGAUGAAUAAUCAUAAACCCAAUGAGUUAGUACUUAAUCUUGUUAUCUUUAAUUCAACCUGUCCUCUUCUUUCAGAUGCGUUCCCCUGACCUGUUUUAACUUGGUUUUCUUUGUGUGUAAUUUACUUCUUGUUGUGAUCAAUUAAGUGUUUUAUGUGUGUUUGCUUUACUGUAACAAGAAAUUACAGAUAUUCAGGUUCUCGAUGAAACAUUAGCGUAUGUUAGAGAUAUUUUCGGUGUCUGAAUAAAGACUUUAACUCACGUUCUCGUCUGCUCGUCUCUACUUUAAUCGACCAUUAGCUGGAAUGGCUUUGUUUUGCCGGGUCCUGCUGUUUGAUGAAGUUUCACGGUUUAGAUAAAAAUAUCUGGUAAACAGGCACUGAGCCGGGUCUGUAGGUCAAUAAACGCUCGUAACUCUCA
Molecule: messenger RNA, 2177 nt
Organism: Platichthys flesus (European flounder)
Lineage: Eukaryota; Metazoa; Chordata; Actinopteri; Pleuronectiformes; Pleuronectidae
Gene: tekt2
Product: tektin 2 (testicular)
Exons: 10
Coding region: 75-1358 (427 amino acids)
Biological process (GO): cilium movement involved in cell motility; cilium assembly
Cellular component (GO): microtubule cytoskeleton; nucleus
Source: RefSeq, a predicted model, not a curated record